AUGUCGUCAAUCCACCAGACCAUACUCGUGCAGGGGCUCGGACUCCUCCUUGAGGUGAUCCUCCACAUUGAACUUGUAGAGGACGAAGAAGAACAUCUGGCGCCACUUCCAGUAGUUGUUGGUUUCGAGACUGAGCUUGAAUGGGAUGUAAGAAGUAUUGCUGAUAUGAUGCAUGGAAGGAGCAGGGACAAGGGGACCUGGGUGAGGAAGCAGCGCCGGCGGGGGGUGAGGGCAUUGGAAGUAAGGUGCAACUCACGAAUGAUGCUAGCUUGGAAAAACGGAAACAAAGUGAAAAUACGGAAACCAAAACGGAAUAUUGUGAAAUGGAAAUUGAAAUGGGAAAACGUUUUCCGGUGGAGCAUCCAUGGAAACGGAUCUGUGAGUAUGAAACUUUCUGUUUUUACCAUGGCGGCCUGGGGCGGGGUGAAGACAACUGUGGCAUCCCCAAGCGAGCAGCUGCGACAAUGGGUGCGUGGGGCGCUCAUGCGGAACGUGAGAAGGAUUUGA
Triticum turgidum subsp. durum (durum wheat) is the source of this 507-nucleotide messenger RNA. The record is from the annotation of a GenBank genome assembly. NCBI's taxonomy places the organism in Eukaryota, Viridiplantae, Streptophyta, Magnoliopsida, Poales, Poaceae.